UAGUGAAGGACACGCCCCCUAAACCCCCUCUUCGUUCGUCUCACUCUCCCUCACUCGCUCUCCCUCAUUCCCUCACUCCUCUCUCACACGUGGUCGCGGGAGAAACUGGUUCACCCGCCCUAGACCUCACGCCCGCCACCAGGUACAAAACCCGUUAACUUGCUCUUCAAUUGGUGAUAUCCGGACCCAAAAGUGUGUGUUUAAGGACCACCUGAAAUGUGGCUGUCAGUCAGCUGUUAAUAUAAUGGUCACAUAUACCUGUGAAGUGUAAACAUUAAGCGACCGUAGCGGCAGGAGAAGCUGUGGCGUACGAGAGUGCAGAAAGUGUCUUACAAGCGCGGAUAGUGGCAUGCAAGUGCGAACAGUGUCAUCCGAAUGCAGACAGUAUCAUUCUAGUGCAAACAGUGUCAUUUGAGUGCUGACAGUGCCAUACGAGUGGAGACAGUGCCACACGAGUGCAAACGGUGUCAUACAAGUUCGGACAGAGUGUGACGAGUAGAGGGCUGUCAUUCCAGUACACGCAGUUCCCUUGUACAAUGAUAUGACAUUGUCUCCGCUCUCCGCGAGCGCGGAUUUGGUCUGGGUUCGUAUCCUGCUGGGGAAGGAUUGACUAGGCGCCAAUCCUUAACGGUACGCCUCUGUUCACCCAGCAGUGAAUGAAUACCUGGUUGUUAAACGAUUCGGCUGGUCGUAUUGCAGGGAAAAAUUAGGAUUAACGACCUGUCCGAACUGCUAUGCGUGCUAGUGGCUGUACAAGAAUGUACGAACUCUUGUAUAUAUGUAAAUAAACAGAAAUAAAUAAUAGUGUCAUGUAGAGGACUGUGUCUUAUGAAUGAUAGUGACAGCACAUCCCGUGACGCAGCAGCGGCUCCUACAGUGUCACCUUGGAGUUGCCUGACAGCCUUCAGACAUGACAGUAAUCUGGAGGUAGAGACUACCAGAAAGCUUUACUGUCACUUAAAGUAAAAAUGAACGAAGAUAUAGUAGCAUUAGAAAAUUAAUUGAAACAUUAAACGUUGUUUUGGAAAAUCUUAAAUUACAGAAUCAUGUAAGGAGCGAUGGAAAAAAAUAGUCAAAGUAUUCGAACGGUUUUCAAGCAAGAGACAAAAAAAAAAACAUGAAUACUAAAGUCGCCCCUUGACAGAAUGUUGUCCCGUUUUCUACGACGCCUGGACCAACACUCUUGCUUGAGCCCAAUGUUACAAUGACGACGGCAAAGUGAAUAUAUUUUCAUGAUGUAUGUCACCGGAUGGCCCGGGGUAGGCAGUUCGGGGUCACGGGUCAAGGUAGGGUCAGAUGCCAAUACCGGAGGUGACCUGUUGACCUCGGCGACGACGGAAAUGGUGGUGAAUCAGUUUCUGGCGUCCGUGGUUCGAGACCUGUCGCAGCCUCAGCCGUCCCGGACAGAGCAGGUUAACCUCACCGCGGUUAAGGUGAGAUUAGCCGCUCUCACACCCACGCCGCCCAUGCCCUUCCUCUCCCCGCACCUCCCAGACACCCCCGACCUGCUGGCUGUGGGCGUGUGUGGGGCGUGGGCGUGGGUUCUCAUCCUGGUGCUGCUGUACCGCGGACUGUGUACGAGAGCCAAGCCCUACACCACGCCCAACCUGCUCCCCGCCCACGCCGCCCGCGUCCUCACCCUAGUGGUGCUGGUGCUGGUGCAGGUAGCCGCAUGCGGGGAGGCUGCUGUGCGGUACUGGAGGUCGCCAGCGCCGCACCUACUGUUGAUACCGGCCGCAUGCGUCGGCCUACUCACCACCCUCCUCACCGCGGUCUUCUACCACGUCAUCGAGACGUGGCAUUCCCCAGCCUUCGUGGUUUUGACGGUGGGCGUGUGGGCGGGCGGGGUGGGCGUGGGGGUGGUGAGGGCGUGGCAGGUGGUGGGCGGGGAGGUGCCCCUCGAGCUGGUCUACCCCACACUCACCACCCUCGCUCUCUUGCUCUCUGCCAUCCUCUUCCUCGUCGACCUCUGGACCCUCCUCACCUGGACGUACCGGCAGCGCCACUGUGAGGUGCUGGAGAUCACUCCUGGGGCGGAGGAGGUGGGCGUGGGGGCAGGAGGCGUGGGCGUGACCUACCGUCACCCGCUGGUGGGCGUGCCGUCCCGCGCCACCUUCGUCUGGUUCCUCGAUGUUCUUAGACUCGGCUGGCAGCGCCCUCUCGAAUUCUCAGACUUCGGCAAGCUGCCCAGGGAGGAGGAAUCCCGCUUCCAGUACGAGAGAUUCUUCAAGCAUUACCUUCAGACCCAGAUGAGCUGCAGCAACCCAGACGAGGUCGGCUGGGACGUGAGGUCCCCGCCGCUGUGGAGGGUCUUGACACACACGUACUGGCGCCAGAUGGCGGCGGGAGGCGCCUUCAAGCUCCUUGGCGACGCCGUCAACGUGGUGGGGCCGCUGGCCAUCGCCCUGAUCGUCUCCUACGUCAGCCAGGUGCAGGACGGGACUCUUCAGCGGCACGGCGUCCUCGUCAGGCAGCUGUACUACGUCGGGUGGAGCGAGGCGGUGAGGAACGGGUGGGUGGUGGCUACGGCGGCGCUGGUGGCGGCCCUCGCCCAGUCAACCUUCAGCCAGGCUUCGACCCACCUGGUCGCCAUGGAGGGCAUCCACGUGAAGGCCGCCCUGCAGGCCAUGGUCUAUCGCAAGGCACUCCGCCUGGCCUGCAGUGGCCCCGCCGCCGACCCCAAGCCUCCGGACCAUGCCACGCAGGAGACGGCGAGUCACAACGGGGACUCUAAGAAGAUACCAGGUGGAGGUGGCGAUCAGAGAGGCGGAAGUCCCCCUCGAGGAGGAGCGGUGGACGCCGGAGCCGUCAUCAACUUGAGCUCUGAGGACGCUGACAAUGUCAUGACCUUCUUCAUGCACUGUCACUACAUCUGGGCCAUUCCCCUCAAGGUGGGAGUGAUCAUGGUGCUGCUGUGGGUGCAGCUGGGCCUCUCAGCUGUGGCAGCGGCUGUGGUCGGCAUACUGCUGCUCACACCCCUACAGUUCCUCCUGUGUACCAAGAUCGCAGCUGUCAAUAAGAAUUUCCUGGAUGUGAGCGAUGAGCGCCUGCGACAGACACACGAGCUGGUGACCGGGGUGAAGUUGGUGAAGGUCCACGCCUGGGAGAAUGUCUUCGUCAAGAGGAUCACGCGAGUCAGGGAGAAGGAAUUGGAUCUUCUCCAUCGAGACUCUAUCCUCCGUGCCCUUAUGACGUUCCUGACUCAGGGGUCAGGGGUGGUGGUGAGUCUGGUGACCUUUGGCCUCUACUCGUGGAUGGAAGGAACGGCACUGGAGCCAGCCCGGGUCUUCUCCGGCUUGGCCCUCUUCAACCAGCUGACGGUGCCUCUCUUCAUCCUCCCCAUCAUCGUCUCCCACACCAUCAGGGCUAAGAACAGCAUCCGUCGCCUGGAGGAGUACUUCAGUUGUCCUGAGGUUGAGGGCCCUAAGACACCCAAAACCCCUAUCACCUUGAGGGUUCAUAGGGCCAGAGGAGGUGCCAAGGGCGGUGGUGCCAAGGGCGGUGGUGUCAGAGGUGGUGGUGGUGGUGCCAGGGUAGCAGGUCCCAUGGCUGCUGCGGGAGCCAGGACACUCAACAGGGAGGAACCACCGCUGGGUGAUGCCAAGGCCUCUCGACUCUCUAGGGUGACUGAGGAGAGUAGGCCAGCUUCCUCGUGCUCUAUAGCGUCGACCGCCUCGAAGAAGUCCGCCCUGACCAGAGAAAACGGGAAUGUGGCGAUGACCUCAACUUUGAACAGUGACUCUGAGGAAGAACUGGAAUUCGAGAGAUGGAAGAGACAAAAGAACGGUGGGGCACGUGGCACGCUAGACGGGCGGGACGUGGCAGUCACCAUCCAGAGUGGCACCUUCACCUGGGAGCACCAGGGCCACCUCUCAGUCCUCGAGAACAUCACCAUUGAGGUUCCUGCUGGAGGGCUGACGGUGGUGGUGGGCGGAGUGGGCUCGGGCAAGACCUCUCUGCUCCUGGCGCUGCUGGGGGAGAUGCACACUCUCAGGGGGCAGCUGCGCUGGAUGGGGGAGAUGUCGGUGUCGUACGUGUCGCAGCAUCCGUGGCUGAUGAACGCCACCCUCAAGGAUAACGUGGUGUUCGGUCGUCGGGUCCUGGCCAAGCGGUACCAGAGGGUCCUACAAGCCUGCGCCCUCACGCCUGAUAUAGAGAUCCUUCCUGCUGGAGACCAGACGCAGAUAGGAGAGAGAGGCAUCAACCUGUCAGGAGGGCAGAGGCAGCGUGUAGCCAUAGCCCGGGCCCUCUACUCUGAUGCUCGCACCGUCAUACUGGAUGCACCCUUUUCCGCCCUGGACGCCGGCGUCGGGGCCCAAGUGUGGCAGGAAGGCAUCGUCCAGUUGUUGCUGCGUCGGCGUCGGACCGUCGUCCUUGCUACGCAUCUCACACACCUUACGCAACACGCUGACAAGAUAAUUUACCUGGAAGGGGGAAGGAUCACGCUCCAGGGGAGUCCCUCAGAGGUGUCCCUAGCCGCCCCUGAGUUAUGGAAAGAGUGGGGGGCUAGCGAGGGCCGCCUAGCCCCUAGGGAUGCCCUGGGCCUCCGGGAGGGACGCACGGCUAGGGAGCGCUGGGUGCUCCUGAGACUAGUCACGAGGAUCACCAUGCAGAGGGCGUCCUUCCUCAGGAACUCCCGACGGGAGAGUGUAGAGAGCGGCGCGGAGCGGGAGGAGGAGGACGACUACAGCCACGACCCCAACACCAGCAGCAGGGACAGGCUCAUGCGGCAUUACAGCAUCAACCGCCAUGUCUCCCAUAAUGCCCUCCUCCCCGGAGACGAGUGCGAGUACCUACCUGCACUCACGCCUCCACUCUCCAGGCACUCCCUCUAUCGCACGCACUCCGCUAAGCUGCAGCUCUUCAGAAUCAAAUCGAGCGCCCCAGCCUUCGGCCGCAAGACAUCUCAGGUGCAGAGGAAGGGUCUUCCCCGCCAUGCCAAGAGCCUUCCUCCCCAGACACGGCCGCUGCCUCGCCUCAAGUCCUCCCCAGCAGUAGCUCCCCGACCCAGCAUGCUACACAGGCUCUUCUCCAACGCCUCCCUCAGAUCCUCGAAGCGACCGUGUACCCCAUCAGGGGACAAGUGGCACCUGGGGCGCAUAUUGUCCUCCCCUAGCGACCUGGAGGAGGACCUCGAGUUGGAGGAGGAGGUGCCCCUGGAGGAGAGGAUGGAGCAAGGUGUGUCAGUGGCGCUGGACUUCUGGCUGGAGAGCUGGUCUGGGGAGGCCAAUUCCUGGAAUGCUACGGAACACAAAAACUGGCAGGCCUUCGACUCGUACUCGAAGCAGGCGGACGACCCUACAGGCAGGUCGUCGCCUGUCCAGCCCCACAUCAUCAACAUCCGUGAGAGGUACCAGACCUUCGUCAGUGACACGAUGCGCUACUACUUCACCGUGUAUGCUCUCCUCUCCGUCACCGCCAUCGUCCUCUCCCUCUCCACUAACCUCUUGGCUCAGUUCGCUGCCGGCCGAGGCAGGAGGCGCCUCCACCAGGACAUGCUGGAAAACCUCGUCCGCUGCCCAAUCCGGUUCUUCGACACGACACCUGCCGGCAGGAUCAUGAACCGGUUCACAACGGACACUGCCAUGAUUGACAAGGAGCUGGCGAGGUCGGUGACUCACCUGCUGUUCUUCGUGCUGCUGGUGACCUCGGCGGUGCUGGUGAAUGUGGUCAUCACUCCGGCCUUCCUGGCUGUGGCCGCCCCCAUCUGCGGCAUCUACUACGCCGUCCAGAAGUUCUUCAGGUGUUCCUCCAGGGAAUUGAAGCGUCUGGAGAGUUUGUCUCGGUCUCCCCUCUACAGUCACCUGAGCGAGAGCGUGGGAGGCGCCGUGGUGAUCCGGGCCUAUGGGGACCAGAGGAGGUUCACGGACGUCCUCCUUCACCGCCUCGACACCCACCUGGCGGCCUUCACUCUCCUCCACGCUGGCAACAGGUGGCUGGGCAUCUGUCUGGACUACAUCGGAGGGAUCAUAGUGUUCUUCGCGACUUCGGCCUCGCUGCUCUGGUCAACGGUGGUGGCCAGGAGCUUGAGCCCAGCCAUGGUGGGGUUGGCCAUCAACUACACCCUGCUGGUGCCCGUCUACCUCAACUGGGUCGUGAGGUUCAUGGCCGACACGGAGAUGUGCCUCAACGCCGUGGAGCGGGUGCAGCAGUACGCGUCCCUGCCCACGGAGGAGGAGGAGCAGCAGGAGGAAGACGGGUGUCACCAGCCUCACCACGCACCGGACACGGUGCAGUACUACCGUAGACGCCCGAGCCAACUCAGUCACAGGUCAUGGAGGUCAGGGUCAUCCACUGGGUCAGAGUCAAGCAGAUCAUCAGGGUUACCCCCAGGGUGGCCCCUCAAGGGUCAGCUGGAGUUCUGUGAUGUCACUCUGACUCACGAUGCAUCUCUGGAACCUGUACUGACUGGCCUCAAGUUCACCAUCAGUGCUGGAGAGAAGGUUGGCUUGUGUGGACGAACCGGCAGUGGCAAGAGCUCGUUGAUUCUGAGCCUGUACCGACUGGUGGAAGCCAGCGAGGGCAAGAUACUGAUCGAUGGGACGGACAUACUGAGUGUCCCUCUGGCUCUCCUCCGAGGGUCCAUCUCUGUCAUCCCUCAGGACACUCACCUCUUCUGUGGCACCAUCAGGUUCAACUUGGAUCCACUAGGGCAGCGUCCAGACGAACACUUGUGGCAGGCGCUGGAGGUGGCUCAACUCGGAAACCUUGUGGCCGCCAUGCCUGACAAGUUGGACAGCGAGGUGAGUGAGGGCGGCGGGAACCUGAGUGCCGGCCAGCGACAGCUCUUCUGUGUGGCCCGAGCCGUGCUGAGGCGGUCGUCCCUCCUCAUCCUAGACGAGGCCACCUCUGCCCUGGAUGCUACCACGGAGCGGGCGCUCCACAGUGCCCUCCACACCACCUUCCACCAUGCCACUGUCAUCACCAUCACACAUGGGAUCAGCAGUUUACUGGAGUAUAAUAGAGUACUUGUAUUAGAAAAUGGGAAAAUCGUAGAAGACGGGAAUCCCAUGGAACUUGCUAAGAUAGAAAAUGGAGCAUUUGCAAAGCUUCUUGCAAAUUCAAAUGAUAGAACAAAUAAGACUGAUUUUACUGAAGGAAAGAAAAACAGCAAGGAAAGCAGACAAGAGAAUGAAAAGAUAGAUAGUGAGGGGAAGAGAAGAUUACGCAGACUAUAAACGUUCCAGAUAAAACCAUUUAAAAAUUGAUGGACAAAGUGGGAAAUUAUAAAAGGUUGUGAUUUGUAUUGCUUUGCUUUCAACUGUAAGAAAGCUAUUUUAUUAUUUUUAAUUUGUUGUGCCUGACAUUACAACAAAUGCCACGAUUUUGUCAAGGAAACAAGACAUAACUGGAAACUUUGAGUGAGCUGUACAAUGGUGCUUUCUAAAUUUGUAAUUAACGAAGAUAUACCUCAAAUAAAAUUAUAGAAAACUGUGCAAAUGCACCACGAAUUUGUGAUAUAAGCAAUUCAUAAACUAGAAAAUUGUGAUGUCAAGUUCUAACUGUUGGUAAAAUAACAGAUAAUGGGUUGAAAAUGUACAAAAUGAGAGGAAGAAAGCUAACAUGUUUCGUAAUUUUACUUCCAUAAUUGUAUACGUGGUUUAAAAGAAGUUUCAUUCAUAAACAAUAUAUAUAAAUUUUGUUAGAAAUCACUUGUGACUGACACAUCAUGACCGAAGAUUAAUAUUAAACCUAAGAAGGAUAAGCUAGGGUUUAUGAACUUGCAUAAUGAACCAAAUUUAAUCCUUCUCCAAGUUAAUACUCAUGCAUAACAAGAAAUUGAUACAAAAUUAAAUAUCCUAAAACAUUUUGAAGUGUCAAUGAGUGAUAAAUGCGAAUUUAAGGAAUUUAUGAAAAAAAGUAUUCUUGUCGAAUUCUACAAUUCCUUAGAAUACUGAGUGUUACCAAUGAGGCAUUUAUUGUAUGUAAACAAUCAAUAUGUAUAUGUGUGUGUGUGCUUGGCACUGUUGGUCCUUGAAACAAAUCCACACAGUCAUCUCCUUCAUUCCUGGAGUGUUUGCAUGAACACACCAAAUGCCAAUUUUACAAAGAAAUUAAAAAGAGAAAGUUAA
Messenger RNA from Procambarus clarkii (red swamp crayfish), 8072 nucleotides. Lineage: Eukaryota; Metazoa; Arthropoda; Malacostraca; Decapoda; Cambaridae. The record is from RefSeq and is a predicted model, not a curated record.